GGCCCUCUGCCUGGUUCCCUGUAACUUGGCCUCUCGCAGUGAGGGAACUGCCAGAAGGCCCUUAUAUAUAAAGGAGAACCAGUGUGGUGUAACAGGUUGAGUGUUGAACUAUGACCUAGGAGACCAGGGUUCAAAUUACCACUCGGCAAUAAAGCUCAGUUGGCCCAGUUAUUAUCUCUCAGCCUGACCUACCUCACAGGGUUGUUGAGAGGAGAAAAUGCGGAGGGGAGAACUCUGUAAACCACCUUGAGAUCCAGGGAGGGAAAGAUGGUAUAUAGAUGUGAAAAAUGAAUAAGAAGAUAGCAAUGCUGAUAAAGAGAAGAUAAUAAUAUUUCAUGACUCUUUUAACAAGAGAGACAGGAAGUAAUAUUAAUGGUUAACUCUUGCUCAUUGUUGAUCUUAAGGUGGCCAUGUGUCCUACUUUAGAGAGGGCAGUCCUCUGUUAGAGGACGGUCCUGACAGCUCUUCAAUUUGAAGUCUUUCCCACCACGUUGUUUUUUUCUCUUUAAAGUACAGUAAUUAUUUCUGAAUUUGUGCUUUUUAUGCAAAUCUGCACCUUCCUUUUUCCUUCUUUGGGUGACCUGUCAACAGUCCCCCUAGUUGGCAUUCAGAUUGAAAUGCCCAUUUUAAAGAAAUGCAAAGCUUAUCUAAUAAAGCAAAUUUGUCUUUUAGUAAGCCCAGUUAGGAUGCUAAACACAGCUGUUUGAGUGACUGGAAGGUAAUUGAUUCUCUGACGUUCAGGAGCUUGCAGGUUUGAUGAGGGAGUGAAUAUAUAAAAGAGAGUGUGGCAAUACCCACAACAGCUAGAGACUCGCCACUCUGGUUAGAAAAAGCUGGAUAGGAUUUUCUCUAUUUCCUGGGACACCGCAAGAAUUGGAAGUAUUGUCAGGCAAGCAAGAAGGCCAAGAACAAGAUUACAGACUUGAGAGGACCAUUUUUCUGAAGGGAACUAUUGCCCCAGAAGAGUGAAGAAUGCUGGACAGGGCUGUUCUCCUUCUUUUCCUCCAUUUCAUCAUGUGUUCCCUCUCGUCUCCUCUCUACCCAGCACUCAGAUAUAGCCCACUCCCCAUUUCUGGCAAGGCAGUGAGCUUUCAACUGCAAGAAAGUGGUCCUGUGCAAAGCCACAACCUCUCAGUAGAGGAGCAGGAGGAGGAGAACCUCCUCACCGACCCUGCUGAGAAAAGGAUGCAGCGUCAUGCAGAUGCAAUAUUUACUGAUAGUUACCGCAAAGUUCGGGGUAAGAUGUCAGCCCAGAAGUUAUUGCAAGGCAUUGUUGGGAAAAGACUCGGGGAAGGCAACCUGGGGGAUGAGGAACAUGAAUUCAUGACGCGGAGGCAGUCUGACAGCAUCCUGAUGGGCAGUCGCUAUCACCAGCAGAUGGUACUGAGGAAUUUCUUGGGAGCCAUGUUGCAGAAUCAAAGGUCUCAAGAUAUCAAUGAUGACCACUUGGAAGAUUUUGUCAGUGUCCUAACCAAGCUAAUGGAACUGUAAAUAAGCUUUGUCCUGCUUCAUUCUGGUCAGUGCCACUCCUGGAGCACCCUGCUCAUCUUUCUGCUUCUGAAGCAGUACAAAGAAACAGACAUAUUACUAUGUGCACCAAUACUGUCCAGAAUGCCAUCAGGAAAACAAAGUGUGAGGGACUUCUGUUCCCUGUGCUUACUACAGUUUGACUGUUGAAUAUGUAGCCUCACUUCAGUUUGAAAAUAAAUGCCCCUGAUGUAUAGCAAUCAUAUAUAUAUAUUCAAACUCUUUUUUUCCUAUACAGAAUUACUGCAUAAAGGCACAGAGUUGUGUAAUAUUGAGUAUUAGCCAUGGGGGCCUCUGCCAAUGAAUUAAUUGGGAACUGACCUUGGGGUUCACUGGAAAGUAUAUGACUGACUUCUGAUUUCAGGACCAUGGACAGCUUUUACCCUGCACUAUGUGCUGCUGCUAGAAAUAAAGGGAACAUCAACCAACCAAAUGACUACAGCCAAAACAAUGUUGGAAGUGCAACAAAAUAAUUCUGAAAAUGCAGAAAGCCAAACCUUGGGAUAUAAGGGAAAUUCACUGCACCAUCAGAAAUGAUCAGGGAGGAAAGGCUUAGGAGACCAAAAAGGAACACACAUGCAAGGAAAGCAGUAAGAAGUGAAGCAGUAGAAAAAGCACUUUCAUCUAGAUUGCCAUGACUACUGCAAAGGCCAGGGCUGCUAUCCGGAGAAUUCUUUCAAAUACGCGCAAAAAGUGUGCCCAGAUAUAAUAGGGCAGGGACUGGGAAACUUUUUGAACCUGAGGGCUGUGCAUCAGUGGUAGGUGGAGCAACAAAUGUGUAUUUUACCUUUGCACAGAACUCUCUAU
Podarcis muralis (Common wall lizard) is the source of this 2334-nucleotide messenger RNA. It is a transcript of the gene GHRH, whose product is annotated as growth hormone releasing hormone. Gene Ontology annotation, biological process: regulation of protein localization; growth hormone secretion; adenylate cyclase-activating G protein-coupled receptor signaling pathway. Gene Ontology annotation, cellular component: perikaryon; terminal bouton; extracellular region. The record is from RefSeq and is a predicted model, not a curated record. Gene Ontology annotation, molecular function: growth hormone-releasing hormone activity; growth hormone-releasing hormone receptor binding; neuropeptide hormone activity. Lineage: Eukaryota; Metazoa; Chordata; Lepidosauria; Squamata; Lacertidae.